AGCGAGGCGACUGAGGAAGAAGAGUGGCGCACACAAUGCACUGCACGGCUGACAUGGGUUGUGUCUCCCUGGCUUUCACGAUUAAUUUCCAAUUGAGUGGAAACUUGUGAAGGGGCAUCCGCGGAGCCGUUCUCCUUCUCUUCGUGUGUUUUAACUCUGGAUUGAGUGCGAAUAAGAAACCUUUGACUGGAAACGUCGGCGAGUGGGCCAACUAAUCCUAAACAUUGGAUUACACAGGAAAGGCUGCAUGAAGGAGCUGCCCAGCCCAACGGGGGCUUGGCCGACACCCUCGUUUAUGGAAAUCGACACCGAGGCUUUGAUAUUUGGGCCUUGAUUUUUUUUCUUUCCGAUGGAGGUGGGACGAAGGUGCGUGUAGAUAAGCGAGAUAUUAUUUUAAGGACGAUUAGUUGUAAACAACGUAUUAUUUCUGCUUCCGUUUAAAAAGAGUCCUGUUUAGGUGGCUAACAGCUGCUUAGCUCGCCAACGGCUGGAUCGGCUAACGCUAGCUAGCCACCGUGCUAACGUUACGUCUUUCUUUUGAUGUGAUGCGAAUUCAACCAUUACUAUCGGCCAUCAACGUUUCGUCCGGAACAUUUGUUCUCAUGGCUGCGGAUUAUUAGUUAGCUUCACAGUAAACUGCCCGGCGUGUCAGUUUUUGGAGACAGGUUUUAAGAAUAUAGUUUUAUUCUUAGGUCGCUGGCUGAAUAUAUUGUAAUGUAUUGAGUUAGCCGUGGACAUGCUACAUAGAGUCAACACUGACCUAACGCUAGCUUCCUUUACUAUUACCAGGACAUCUCAUUUUACUCAUUUUAGGUUGUGAGUAAUUUACUGUCAACAAUAACAAUUCACAUUAAUACGAAAUAAUGGCAUGGUCGGUGUGUUAAUGUUGGUUAUGUGGGUGAUUGGCCUUGCUAAUGUAACGUUGACUAACAUGUAAAAAAAAAAAAAUUGUCAGCAGAUAUUAAGAAAAUUCCUGCACGUAAGAGUUAAAUUAAGCAAAGUCUACAUUGACGUGAUUUUCAUUUUGAAAUAUAACUCUGGUGAGACCGCUUUGUUGUAACCCAACUAGUCUUUUUUUGUUUACAUGCGUAUAACUUGUGUGGCUGUCGGUAGCUAAUGUUAGCCUUCUACGGGACACAGGCAGCUAUGUCCUGACAUUUGUGUGAGUCGUGGAUGUUUUAAAUCCCCAUGUGGAGAUCGGUUUGCGUUUAUAUUUAUGGAAAUGACACUCAAAUUUCGCCGAAAGAAAGGCACUAAUGCCGAUAGACUGUUGUCAAAGGACGGUAAAUAAUAGCCACUUGGUUCCAUUAACGCCAUUUUAACAGGGGCUCCCUGCGAGGGCCUGUGUGGUGGUGGUGUUUUUCUUGCGGUUCGGUGCCUUCCACCGGACCGGGACUUGAAUAAAGUGCCUUUGGUCUCACUGGAGCUACAGAAGGAGGACCCGUUUGAACAUGGAGGGCCCGAGCCGAAGCACUGGAUUCAGGCAAAGUCGAAGGUCCCGUUCACAGCGCGACAGGGAGCGGCGGAGGAGGAGAUUGGACCUGGCCAAUGAGCGGGCCACAUCCCUGUCCUCGGGCUCCGAUCGGGAGGCUUGUGGGACAAACAGUGUGCUGGGUCCCGGUGGGAGAGAAUGCCGGCCCGGUUUUGGGAGACACAGGCCUCCACGCCGGAGGAAGAGAGAGUCGGUGUCCUGCGAGGAAGACAUCAUUGAUGGCUUCGCUAUUGCGAGCUUUGUCAGCUUGGAGGCACUGGAGAUGGACUGCUCUCUGAAGCCCAGUCAGCGCACUGAUAUGCUGGGAAGGAGGAACAAGGGGAAGAGAGGGCCGGAGGAGAAUGGUGGAGGGCCGCUGUCAGAGCCGGAGGAAGGAGCUCCUCACAGCUACUCCAGCAGCUGUUGGAAGAGUAGAAACAAGAGGAGAAAGAUAGAGGGACACCCUUUGGAGACUGGCUACAUUUGUGACACCGAGAGUGAUACAGGAGACAAGGCCUCCGACAACGACAUGGACCCAGUCUUCACAGUCAGCACGAGGAAAGUUGUGGAGCCUGCCCCCUCAAACAUGGGCACAUCCAUGGGCAAAAUCUGCCCGCCUCUGCCGGCCCGUUGUGGUGGUGUCUCACGGUUGAUGGUGACCCCGAGAGUAUCUGGCCUAGAGCGAAGUCAAGAGAAAAGCUUGGAGCAGCAUGUCCCAGAGCCUGUUUCUUCUUCUGCCUCUUCGGUGCCCUUCUCUUGCCUGCCUCCCCCGAUCACCGCCUCGGGCACGCUCCCCAGGUCCAGCCCGUUCAACGGGAACGGCAGUCGCCACAACGGCAGCCCGCCACUCACCAAACCCAAACCUUUCCACACUUUGCCUGGACGAGCUCACUCCAUCUACAACAUCAACAGGAACAACACCCCAGUCAAACCUCCCCCAUCUGCCUCAUCUGUUGCCUCUUCCUCAUCCUCCAUGCGCCCCCCGACUCCCUCCACCAGUGUGUCGCUGCCCUACAUGAGGGGCUCAGGAGCCUCAGGGCCCCACCGACCCCCAUCCCGAGCCAACUCUGGGGCCUUGUUCGCAUCUUCACCUGGCCUCCCCCCCCCUCCACCUCUGCUACAAGGUCCUGGCCACUCAACAGCAGCAGACCAAGAAUUACUGCGUCAAAACUUAAACUCCCACUUCUUGAAUUCACAAGAGCGCGAGGGCAGACGCAGCGUCCCAGGGUCUGAAAAUAAUGGAGCAGCUGCGGGCCUCUCCACUCCUGGUGGUCCAUCAGCAUCAAACUCCCGACCCGGUUCAUCGGGCCGGACGUCUCAGAACCAGCCGAGCAUCCCGCCUCUGGCCUUCCAGUUUCAUCACCACAACCACCAGCACCAACACACGCACACGCACCAACACUUCACGCCCUUCCUGCACCCCACAGCAACCGCACCGCCUCUGUUUGAUAAGUAUGCAGGCAAAAUGGACGGACUGUACCGACACCCUUUCUUCCCACAGUACCCGCCGCCCUCAGUGCCGAGUAUCCAGCCUGUGAUUCCUCCCACUGGGCCUUUCAGUUCCUUGCAAGGAGCAUUUCAGCCAAAGCCUCUUGUCCCUCAGGGAGCGGGUCCUGAUAUAACGGCACGACUUGGGGUUGUGCCUCACCACCUGCAGCCCAAAGACCCCAGGCUAACUGAUCCAUUUGGGACAUCGUUGAAAAUCAGUAAUAAACCAGGAAAGUGGUGUGCUAUGCAUGUAUAUGUGGCCUGGAUGAUUCUAAGCCAUCAGAAAAAAGUGAAGCUGAUGCAGGCUGAUCCUCACAAGUUGGACUUCCGUAGUGACCUGCUGGCCCGUCUUCCUGGAGCUGGGGGCCCCCUGGGGCCCAUGGGAGGAGCCCUGCCUCACUCUCAUGAUCUGACCAGACCUCCCAGUCUGUUCUCAUCUGCAGGGGCAGUCAAUCUGUCCUCGGCUCCUUUCAUCUCUCCGUCAGCGCCACACUCCUCUUUCCUCGCACCAACUGCACACUUGGAUCCGUACGGCCGGUCCCCACCCUUCACCCCACUGGGAGCCCUUGGUUCUGGUGCCUUUGGAGGACUUGGCAGCCCAACACUGGCGGGAUCUGUGUAUGGCCCUAAAGAUUCACCAGCUAAUGUGGUCGGAGGUUUGUCCGCCCCCAACCAUCAUGACCCCUGGAACCGUCUGCACGGCGGCCCAUCUGGGUUUGCUCCUGGCCCCAGCUGGGCUAAAGGGCCGGACAAGCGGGAUGAGAGAGACCGAGCAAAGGAAAUGGAGAGGAGAGACAUCCCCCACAUCAAGGAUGAAAAGGACAGGUAUGGCAUUCAGCCAUUAGAAGGAAGAGCUUGGUAUUUUUGGCAGGACAACAUGCUGUAUGGCCGACAACCUGUGAGAAUGUCUCCAGUUGCCCCACCCUUCAAGCCCCGCAGCAGCACCCCCGUCUCCCACGUUAAUGGCCACAGCAGUUCCCUGGGGCCGAGCACUGGGCCCAUUGAGGACUUGACGCGCAGCUUAAAUAGAGACAGAGACCGCGAGCGGGACCGAGACGGGGACAAGAGGCCGCAGCCCAUGGUGUCUUCACGGGGACCUCCUCUUGGCUCUUCAGUAGCAGACAGGGACCGACCACGGUCUUCAUCAUCUUCUGUGCUCACCACUCCCCCACCUUCCAACCGCUCAGCCCCAUCUCCUAUGGACCUUUACUCCCGCCCGAUGGCCCAGACAGCACAUCACAACGAACCCUCACACUCCCAAAGAGACGGUAACCUUCCUUCUUCCUCUGCAGCGUCUGCCUCUGUCACUUCCUUGUCUCAGGCCAAGAAGUCUGACCGGACCACGACACCCGUCUCCAAACCUCCGCUGCUUCUCCCGCCAGUCAAAGUCAAAGAGGAGCGGAAAGAGGAGCCGGAUCACAUCCCCAUCACCCUGCCUCCCCCAGCACCCAACCACAGCUUUGAACGCCCCAACAGCCAUCCACACCACCAUCGUUCUGGUACCCCUUCCUCUUUAUCCCUGACGCCCACUCCUGGUGUUCCGCUCAUGCCACCCACGCCAAACCAUCCUUCCCACCAACACCUUUCCCUGCUGGACCGCUCCCGGGCCAUUGAAGCUUAUCUGGGGAGCACAGGUGCUGCAGGUUUGGUAAUGGGUCCAGGAGGAGACCGUUUCCACCAUGGUCCAGGCCAAGGGCCAUCACAGGGUCCACACAGCUUCACCUGGGACCCCUGGAGAGAACUGGCAGCUCAGCAGCAACAUCAGCAUCGUAGGGAGGCUUUGGCCCUUCGGUCAGACCCUCACCUAGCCCUGCGAUCCGAUCCGCAUCUGGCCCGUCUGCUCCAGCAUCAGCGUCUUCUGGAGGCAGCUGCAGCAGCAGCAAACCCUCACCACCCUCCGACAUCUACCUCUGCCUCCACCUCUGCUGUCCACCAGGAGUUCGGCCUGAUGGCCCAUCACUUUGACCGCCCUCAUCACCUCGGACCCCCAGGAGGAGGACUGAUGGAUGAGGAGCAGCGUGCCCAGAUCCUGAGGGAAGACUUUGAGCGGGCUCGCUACUUUGGGAUGCACCCACACAUCCCUGCUGGCUCUCACCUCUCAAGCCCCUCUCAUGCUGCUACUGCCGCUCACCUGGAGCAGCUCCACCCUGGCCUUCUCUCCCACUCGCUCCAACACGGAGCCGCUCAUGCUUCCCAGCACCACGCUGGCCUCUUUGCUCGUUUAGGCACACUAAACCCACAGCACGUGCCCAACGGCAUCCUGGCAAAGACCCCCGCGGGCUUGGUGGGAGCUCUGGCAGUGGGGGCGCCGCCUCCACUCAUUCCGUCCAUCACCAGCCGGUCGUCCACACCUCCCCGUAGACUUGGACCAGGUGAGCUGGCACUGUACAGUGCCCACAAAGACGGCGAGUCCAGAUAGUACAGGGACAACACUGGAUGAGACUAAGGGAAAUGUCAGGAUCACUGUGCUGCUCUCAACCUGUCCCCUUUUCCUCUUGCAGACUACUAAACCUUGCCCUCCCAGUUACACAACCAAACCAGCUCCAGUCCCCUUCCCAAAUAAAGGGUAAUUACGACUGACUGGAGGUGAUGGAAGGGAGGGAAAUGCAAGACUCAUCAGUGUGACUUGGAAUAUGCGCAAUGGUUCUAUCAGUGCAAUUUAAAGGUACAUGGUUUCUGUGCAUCCUUGGUGUAUUUUUUUUAUUUUAUACUGGCUGUUGGUUAUUACACUUGUCAAUUUGGAAAGCUAUAGGAAGAGGCAGAGGACAGCUUUUCUUUCAUUUGUCAGAUGAAUUACAAUCCAUGCUUUUCUCAGCAAGCCUUUUCCGGGUGGAUUUUGGGAAUGACUUCCAGAGGGAUGUACACUGUGAAAACAUGUCAAGGGUUCAUCCUCAGCUUGGUUCACAACUCAACUCAUGGGAUAUCCUUAAUAUUAUAAAGCCUUCCUCUACAUAAAUCAACCCUGGUUAGGUAUUGUGGAUGAGGGUCUUUAGAAGAGUGGUCAAAGUGGUGCUCUCUGUUCUGUCUUUGUGUAUUUUUUGUCAUUGUGGAAAGACAGAUUAAUGAUGAGACCAUUUUAAUAAAGACCGACCGGUAAGCAUCGCACCUCAACUUCCUGCUUUACCCAAAAAUCGAACCCCAAAACCCUCAGCUUCACUGAUAAUGAGAUUCAACGUUCUGUUUUUUGGCUUGUUUUUUUUGUUGUUUUAUUUUUAAAGGAUGAAUGGCAAAAUGAACUGUUCUACACUGUGUGAGUCACCACAAUAUUUUAGAGCUUUCUGUAACUGUCUCCCACUCUCCUCUUGACUAUAUGAGCAGGACCAGAUUAUAGUAGUCUAUAGAAAUUGCCUUUGUAAUUAUUAUUCUUAACAUUAAUUAUCUUCUAUAAUAAUAAUAAUAAUAAUAAAUAUAUUCACUGUUAUGUUAUUUGUCUUUGUUUUGGGUAUCAACCAGUACUCUCUCCCCAGCUACUAAUCUGUUUCAAAUCAUGCAGAAGACAAAGCAAAAGGCUUGUGUCGCAGAAAACUGUUUAAAUGCUCGUGAACAUUAAGCCGUCUCCAUCGCGACCUUUGGCCUCUUCAAGGAUCUCAUCGACGACUGUUUCGCUGAGGGAGGUUUGCGCCUGUGCGUCAUUGGUUGUGUGUUACGUCCAUUUGGGACUACGGGAGCCUUGUACAUUGAACUGUCGAGUUUGUUUCAUCAAUAAAAAUAAGUUAUAUUCAUGGAUAAGUGGGACAUCUGCUGAAGAACUGAAAAAAA
This is a messenger RNA of Etheostoma cragini (Arkansas darter), 6718 nucleotides long. RefSeq names its product fibrosin (gene fbrs). The transcript is spliced from 18 exons. The record is from RefSeq and is a predicted model, not a curated record. NCBI's taxonomy places the organism in Eukaryota, Metazoa, Chordata, Actinopteri, Perciformes, Percidae. The coding region runs from base 1452 to 5378 and encodes 1308 amino acids.